Molecule: messenger RNA, 2396 nt
Organism: Mercenaria mercenaria
Lineage: Eukaryota; Metazoa; Mollusca; Bivalvia; Venerida; Veneridae
Exons: 3
Coding region: 1-408 (135 amino acids)
Source: RefSeq, a predicted model, not a curated record
AUGGAUCUGCGUCAAUAUGUUAUGUACAGCAACGGUUUAGGAAAACCAGAACCUUCUGCUAUGUUGCCAAUACCGGAGGAAAAUGAUGAAAACCUGAUUGAAGGAACCGCCAGAGCAGAUGUCUUUAAUUUUAUUGAUGAAAGUGAUGAAGAGGACGAUUUGCAAGAGGAAGAGAGGCCAAAGAAGAGGAAGAAGGCAACUGCUGUACAGAAAAGGCAGAAAUGGACAAAGGGAGAAGAAAAAGAGCUUCAAGAAUUGCUUCGGAAAAAUUUCAGGGAUGUUAAAUGUCCUUCACAGGCAGAAUGUGAAAAUGCGCGAAAGGUCAGUCAAAAAUCCGGCGGACUUAUCUGGAAAAGACCGAGAGACAAUAUUAAAAAAAAGGUUUCAAAUAUGUUGAAAAAGUUGUAAACAAUCUUUGAUGCAUACUCUUUAGUUUACGACUGUUCAGUUCUAUUGCUUUUGGAAAUUUUAAGUGGGACGUGUCUUUGAACUUGUCUAUUCAAAGAAAAGCAGCAUAUAGAGUUUGGUUGUGAAGGACUUCAGCGUUAAUAUCACCAUGAAUGUUGUUCUUCAAGCACACUGUAUUGUGCCUUAUGCCAAGCGCUGUGUUAGGACAUUUUAAGCAGGUCAUACUGACUUUUACCAGGAAUGUUGUUUAUUAAGAUUGAUACCAGAAUGUUUAGAAUUUUUCAAAUGGGACUUUUAAUCUCUUUAGUCGAGUGUUCAUUGGGCACAUUGUUUUAGGACUUUCUAAAAUGGAUAUGUUUACUUUUUAGCUCGACUAUUCGAAGAAUAGUCUAGCUAUUCUACUCACCCUGGCGUCGGCGUCGGCGUCACACCUUGGUUAAGUUUUUGCAUGCAAGUACAUACAGCUAUCAUUUAAAGGCAUAUAGCUUUGAAACUUCUUUAUUCUUUUUCUAGGUCAAUUACCAACCUCACUGGGUCAAGUUCCAUAACUCUAACAUGUAUUUUGAGCAAAUUAUGCCCCCUUUUGGACUUAGAAAAUUCUGGUUAAAGUUUUACAUGCAAGUUACUAUCUCCAAAACUAAUGCAGAUAUUGAAUUGAAACUUCACAUGUGUCUUUGGGGUUAUAAAACUAGUUGAUAGCACCAAGUCCCAUAACUCUGACCUUCAUUUUGGCCAAAUUAUGCCCCCUUUUGGACUUAGAAAAUUCUGGUUAAAGUUUUGCGUGCAAGUACAUACAGCUAUUACUAAAAGGCAUAUAGAUUUGAAACUAAUUUUUUCUUUUUCUAGAUCAAUUACCUACCUCACUGGGUCAAGUCCCAUAACUCUGACAUGUAUUUUGGGCAAAUUAUGCCCCCUUUUGGACUUAGAAAUUCUGGUUAAAGUUUUGCGUGCAAGUACAUACAGCUAUUACUAAAAGGCAUAUAUAUUUUGAAACUUAUUUUUUCUUUUUCUAGAUCAAUUACCUACCUCACUGGGUCAAGUCCCAUAACUCUGACAUGUAUUUUGGGCAAAUUAUGCCCCCUUUUGGACUUAGAAAUUCUGGUUAAAGUUUUGCGUGCAAGUACAUACAGCUAUUACUAAAAGGCAUAUAUAUUUGAAACUUAUUUUUUCUUUUUCUAAAUCAAUUACCUACCUCACUGGGUCAAGUCCCAUAACUCUGACAUGUAUUUUGGGCAAAUUAUGCCCCCUUUUGGACUUAGAAAAUCCUGGUUAAAGUUUUACAUGCAAGUUACUAUCUCCAAAACUAAUGCAGAUAUUGAAUUGAAACUUCACAUGUGUCUUCGGGGUUAUAAAACUAGUUGAUAGAAUCAAGUCCCAUAACUCUGACAUGUAUUUUGGGCAAAUUAUCCCUCCUUUUGGACUUAGAAAAUCCUGGUUAAAGUUUUGCGUGCAAGUACAUACAGCUAUCAUUUAAAGGCAUAUAGCUUUGAAACUUAUUUAUUCUUUUUCUAGGCCAAUUACCAAGCUCACUGGGUCAAGUUCCAUAACUCUAACUUGUAUUUUGAGCAAAUUAUGCCCCCUUUUGGACUUAGAAAAUUCUGGUUAAAGUUUUACAUGCAAGUUACUAUCUCCAAAAUUAAUGCAGAUUAUGGAAUUGAAACUUAACAUGUUUCUUCGGGGUUAUAAAACUAGUUGAUAGCAUCAAGUCCCAUAACUCUGAUAUGCAUUUUGGUCAAAUUAUGUCCCCUUUCGAACUUAAAACUCUUUUGAUAUUUAACAUUUUGGGUAAUAAUUUCCUGCUUCUGUGACAAUAUUUCGAAUAGUCGAGCUUGGCUGUCUUACGGACAGCUCUUGUUUAAAUGACUUCUUUUACUUUUUAAAUUGUUAAUUUCAGGAGGCACAUAUAAGCCAGACUUUCUACUUUUUAAAUUGUUAAGGCCUAAAGCAAAUAAGGGUACAUUUUAGUGAAGCAAAAAAUAAAGUUAGUA